Messenger RNA from Branchiostoma floridae (Florida lancelet), 1651 nucleotides. RefSeq names its product gastrula zinc finger protein XlCGF57.1-like. Gene Ontology annotation, molecular function: DNA-binding transcription factor activity, RNA polymerase II-specific; RNA polymerase II transcription regulatory region sequence-specific DNA binding. Gene Ontology annotation, biological process: regulation of transcription by RNA polymerase II. The record is from RefSeq and is a predicted model, not a curated record. Gene Ontology annotation, cellular component: nucleus. Bases 278 to 1570 code for a protein of 430 amino acids. NCBI's taxonomy places the organism in Eukaryota, Metazoa, Chordata, Leptocardii, Amphioxiformes, Branchiostomatidae. The transcript has a single exon.
AUAAUUAUCUGCAAGUUGUCAUAUUUGAGGAAAAGCAAAGGAAAGACUGGACGUGAUAUCAUCCACGUCGAAUAUACCGACUAAACGUGGAAAACCAUAUCACCGAGAAACCCCCCACGUUUUCAGUAGAAAAACGCUUCAAGUUCGAUGAGAUUGACUUUACUAUAGUUCGAAAACUUGCGGUUGAGGAACAAAGGACAAAAAUACUGAUAAGAAACCCUACAUGUGCGGAUAGUGUGAAUUCGGGACGGCUUACAACUUCAACUUGUCGAAACAUAUGGAAACGCACACCGGCGACAAGCAGUACAAGUGCACAGAGUGUAAUUUCACUGCAAUUCGCAAGGAGGCGCUGAAAGAACAUAUGACAAGACACACCGAAGAAAAACCGUUCAGGUGUGACACAUGUGGGUUCAGAACGGCUUACAAACAGUCUCUAUCCCAACAUAUGAUUAGACACACAGGAGAUAAGCCGCACAAAUGUGACCAGUGUGAAUACAGUGCAACCACAAAGGAUCGUUUAAAGAGGCACACUGUUAAACAUACCGGUGAGAAACCAUACAAGUGCGGGGAGUGCGGUUUCAGAUUGGCUUAUAGAUCCAACUUGUCCAAACAUAUGAGAACACACACGGGUGAGAAGCACUACAAGUGCACGGAGUGUGAUUUCAAAACAUCUCUAAAAGAUUCGUUGAAAAGGCACACGGCCAGGCACACAGGAGAGAAACCCUUCAUGUGUGAUAAGUGUGGGUACAGAACAGCACACAAAACAUCCUUCUCCCAUCAUAUGACCAGGCACACAGGGGAAAAGCCGUGCAAAUGUGACAAGUGUGAUUUCAAGACGAAUACAAGAGAAGGACUGAGAAGACACAAGGCAAAGCAUAUCGGUAAGAAACCCUACACGUGUGGGCAGUGUGGAUAUAGAGCAGCAGAGAAAAAUAUUUUGUCUAAACAUAUGAGAACGCAUACUGGCGAAAAGACUUACAAGUGUACUCUAUGUGAAUACUCAUCGAUAUACAAUAGGAAUUUGGUCAGCCAUAUGGCGAAGCAUACCGGUGAGAAACCCUACAUGUGCGUGGAGUGUGGGUACAGCACAGCGAUAAAAUACAACUUGGCGAAACACAUGAGAACCCAUACCGGUGAAAAACCGUACAAAUGUUCUCUUUGUGACUAUUCCUCGACUCGCAAAGGAAAGUUAGACAUCCAUGUGACCAAUCAUACCGGUGAGAAACCCUACAAGUGUGACGAGUGCGGAUUCAAGACAGCAGACAAACACUAUCUCACCGUACACAUGAGAACACAUACUGGCGAAAAACCGUACAACUGUUCUUUCUGUGAGUAUUCGUCCGCCUUUAAACAAUCAUUGGUUAGACAUAUGGUCAACCAUACCGGUGAGAAACCCUUCCUGUGUGAGGAGUGCGGAUUUGGGACGGCUAGCAAGUCAAGUUUGAUCAGGCACAUAAGAAAACACACAGGCGAGAAGCCGUUUAAGUGUGACCGAUGUGACUUUACUGCUGCAGAUACAAGAUCACUAAAGAGACACAAAGUUAAACAUUCUAUUAACAAAUGUAUGUAGGUAAAGUGCAGCGUACAAGUUCAAACAGUAAAGCACUUUUAGUUUCUGUAGUGCCUGUACAAGUUACCCCUGUCAACGUUG